Cajanus cajan (pigeon pea) is the source of this 2084-nucleotide messenger RNA. RefSeq names its product LOW protein: nuclease-like protein. The record is from RefSeq and is a predicted model, not a curated record. NCBI's taxonomy places the organism in Eukaryota, Viridiplantae, Streptophyta, Magnoliopsida, Fabales, Fabaceae.
UCUAAGUUCUCCCUUUUUUUUAAUACUUAAUAGGGUGUGAUAAUUAUUAAUGUAUUAUGUGAGUUAUUAAGAUGUUAUAUGUAAUUAACGACAUUAAAUAAUUAAUUAUGGAUGUAAGAAAAUGAAUGAUGAGAGAAAUUAAGUGGCGAGGGAAAGCAGUGGGGGUUGAGCAACAGUGAACAGUCCGGCAUGGGGAAAAAGCGAAAGGCGAAGAAAGCCCCUAAUGGAAAGCAGCGGAACCACCAAAACGUCGCCGCUUUGGUUUGCCGAGUAACAGACGCAGCACAAUCCUUCCUCUCCGAUAACGACCUCACUCUUCUCCCCUCCCAAUCCCUCCUUCUCGAAACCCUAAUCUCCUCCCUCUCACCCAACCCCAUUCUCCCUCCGCCGCAAAACGACUCCUGGUUCCGCCGUUUCCGCUGCGUCUCCGAUUCCCGAUGGGGCCACGCCUUCCGCAUGUCGAAACCCUCCUUCUCCCACCUCCUCACACUCCUCUCCCCCUCCCUCGCCCCUUCCUUCCCCCACACCGCCCCCGACUGCGUCCUCGCCGCCGCCCUCUUCCGCCUCGCCCACGCCGCCCCCUACGCCUCCCUCGCCCGCCGCUUCGCCCUCUCCCCGCCCGACGCCUGCCGCGCCUUCUUCGCCGUCUGCAAGGCCCUCGCCGACACCCUCCACCUCCCCUCCCACUCCCAGAGUUCGCCUUCCCUCCCCAACUGCUUCGGCGUUUUAGGCUUCGCAAGGUUCCAAAUUCAGGCCCAAAAAAACGACUGCUUGAUGGUUCAAGCGUUGGUCGACUAUAAAGGAACGUUCUUGGAUAUCUCAGCCGGGUGGCCCAGUACGAUGAAGCCCGAUUCGAUUCUUCGUCGGAGUAAGCUUUAUCACGGUGUUGUGGAAUCCAAGGAGUUGUUGAAUGGGCCGUGUUGUGACCUGGAUGGGUGUUUGAUUCCUCAGUAUGUUUUAGGAGAUUCUUGUUUUCCCCUUUUGCCUUGGCUUUUGACGCCUUAUAACAGGGUCAACGAGGAGGAUAGUUUUGGUUCUGCUGAGAGAGCGUUCAAUUUUGCGCAUGAAAGUGCGAUGGGGUUGGUACGGGACGCGUUUCGGAGGCUUCGCGCCACGUGGCGGCUUCUCGCGGCUUCCAGAAAGUGGAAGCGGGAGUGUGUUGAGUAUUUGCCGUUUGUGGUUGUUGCUGGCUGUUUGCUGCAUAAUUUUCUUGUCGAGUGCAAUGAGGUGGUGGAGUUGAAGGAUGGUGAAGAGGUGGGUUGUGUUGAAAAGGAAGAGGCUUUUGAUGGAGUUGGGGAUGAGAGUGCGGUGAGGGUGAGAGAUGCACUUGCUUUGCAUUUGAGUAGGACGAGCUUGAGAAAAUGAGUGGUGGGUGAGGAUGGAAUCAGGUGCGGAUGAUUUUGUAUUUGUACCAUCACAGUGUUACUCGUGAGUUAUUUUUGAAAAUUGGCUUGCUAGUGGAACCAAUGUUAGUACACAGCAUAUGAUCUAGUCAAUGAAGUAAAGUACAAUUUUUGUUUUGAUCUUAAUAAGAAAACAGGUAUUCGGAUAUGUAUAUUGACAGCUACAUAUUUUCGGUUCUUAACAACUUCUGAGGGUUGUCGUCCAUGAAGUAAUAGCAGUUGAUAAGGAUGAAGUGAAGCAAAGCUCGCUGCUAAUGUCGAUGUGUAAGACACUGCAAAGUGCAAAGCUCUCAAAGAAAACGUCCAAGUCUAUGAAAUCAGCAUUAUUGUUUCACUCAUCAUCAAAAAAGUGCAACUUUUUUGUAGUGGAGGUCCACAAAGAAAAGGGUUGUCAUAGAAACUACUCUCAUCAAAUUGAAUAAGUUGGUUUUUCUUGUCACACGUUGAACUUGAUAUGUAGUUGUGUCACUUGCGUGCCACGUUAAAUACUUCCUGGAUGCUUAAUCCAGAUAGUUGAGAGGAAUUCUGCCUCUUAAUUUGUAAUGAAAUGAGGAAGAUCAAUAAGCUCUCUUUUAAAUUGGAGAAUCUGGCUGGGAUUGGCCUUAGUUGUUGUCGUAAUUCCAUGUUUAUGUAUGUUAUUGUUCCUGUCAUGUAAGCACGAACUUUUGUUGAGACGUCAAA